Molecule: messenger RNA, 1220 nt
Organism: Paramisgurnus dabryanus
Lineage: Eukaryota; Metazoa; Chordata; Actinopteri; Cypriniformes; Cobitidae
Source: RefSeq, a predicted model, not a curated record
AUGGGGUCAGUGCUAGAGAACCACGUUGAACUCAUAAAUGAUAUGAUAAGUAACGGAGCAACUUAUUCUGAUGUUUCCAAUGCCUUGACGGCUAUUGGAAUAAAUAGAGGCCAGUCAGUAUCCAGCAUCAAGAAGUUUCUUGGCAGCCGCAAGCUGGUAACGAGGGGGCAAUUGUCGAAUGAUUCUUUGGAGUUGGCAGUGGCCAGUGCGAUUCAAGAGACAGGACCGACGUUUGGACGAAAAAUGAUGACAGGUUACCUGGCCUCAAAGGGUCUCCAUGCUUCAGAGCGCCGCGUGGGAGCAGCACUGAGGCUUGUCAAUCAACCUUACCACCAAGCUCGUUUUCAGGGUGCACGAAACCUGAACCCAGUUCCGUACAAUGCUGAAUAUUUUGGUCACAAAAUGCACAUGGACCAAAAUGAAAAACUUGUGAUGUUUGGGGUUACACAUGUGAUUGCAGUUGAUGGAUACAGUUUCAGAGUCGUGGGUCAUGCAACCAUGCCUAUCAAAAACAACCUCACCAUCUAUGAGGAGGUUUUCAGACCAGCUGUUCUUUCUAAUGGAAUGUGGGAUCAAGUACGUGUAGACUGUGGGAAAGAGUUUUAUUUAUGUCUGUUUAUGCAAGAGAUCCUAUCACCAUACAGAUAUAAUACAGGAAGGGAGCCAUACAAGCAAACACCUUCAACAAGUAACCACAGAAUUGAGCGUAUCUGGCCUGAGAUAAACAACCGGGUUAAUUACCCAAUUAAGGAAGCCUUGAUUCAGCUGACUGACCAAGAAAUGAUAGACAUAGAAGACAAUACCACUCGCUACUGUGUAUCAAAUCUUGCCUGCCAGAUGGCCAGUGUUGGUGUAAAAAGAGUAGUGGACUCAUGGAAUGCCCACAGAAUUCCAGGGAAAGGUGUUCCAAAUGUUUUGGGGGAAGGUGGUUGUUUUAAAAAGAUACAUGAAGAUUUGCUACCCAAUUCCACAGUCGCAGCAAACAUGUACUUACAAGAAAUGGGAUCUGCGCUCACCACACCAACAACAUAUGGCGUCUGCCCUUUCCAAACAGAAGAGGAAUGUACAUAUGCAGAGCAAUACUUUAAUGAGCAGUUUUCUGACCUGUCCAUUCUGUACAACGAUGUAAUUAACAACAAUUACAGAGUUUUCCAGGAAGCAGUUAUGUCCCUUAUCAAUAUUACUCACAGAUAUUCCAAUCAUUAAAGCAGGUCUGUGUA